This is a messenger RNA of Durio zibethinus, 1693 nucleotides long. Its product is annotated as putative protein phosphatase 2C 60. Gene Ontology annotation, molecular function: cation binding; protein serine/threonine phosphatase activity. Gene Ontology annotation, biological process: protein dephosphorylation. NCBI's taxonomy places the organism in Eukaryota, Viridiplantae, Streptophyta, Magnoliopsida, Malvales, Malvaceae. The record is from RefSeq and is a predicted model, not a curated record.
UCUAAAGAAUUUAUCUUUAAUCAAAAGGCUUUUUAAUUUAUUGCGUUCUCUCUCUCUCUCUCUCUCUCUCUCUCUAUUACAAUAAUUAUUUCUCUCUCUUCUCUUGUUUUCAUUCUCUCUUUCUCUUUCUCUCUGUCCUCUUCUUGAAUGGUUCUGCUUCUGUCACCUCAUAAUUCCUUGUGUUCCCGUUCAGAUUCCGUGAUAAUUCUCUUGGGUUUUUGUUAGUUUUUGGAAAGGACUCUAUUUCUGAUACCGUUAAGAUAUUUCCUGUUUCUACCACUCCCCCCUGCCUUGUUCCUUUAUAGAUUUUUAGCUGGACACACAUAGAUGGGUAUAUAUCUCAGCACUCCCAAAACUGAAAAAUUCUCUGAAGAUGGCGAGAAUGAUAGGGUUAGAUAUGGCCUAUCAUCCAUGCAAGGAUGGCGUGCAACUAUGGAAGAUGCUCAUGCUGCAUUUCCUGAUCUCGAUGCUUCUACUUCGUUCUUUGGUGUUUAUGAUGGUCAUGGAGGCAAGGUGGUUGCAAAGUUCUGUGCCAAAUAUCUUCACCAGCAGGUUCUCAAGCAUGAAGCAUAUGCAGCUGGGGAUAUAGGGACAUCGGUUCAGAGAGCAUUUUUCAGAAUGGAUGAGAUGAUGCGUGGGCAAAGAGGAUGGAGAGAAUUAGCCAUUUUGGGUGAUAAAAUAAACAAGUUUACUGGCAUGAUAGAAGGAUUGAUAUGGUCUCCGAGGAGUGGUGAUAGUAAUGACCAAGUGGAUAAUUGGGCCUUUGAGGAGGGCCCUCAUUCUGACUUUUCUGGACCAACUUCUGGGAGCACAGCGUGUGUUGCAGUUAUAAGAAACAACCAGCUUGUUGUUGCAAAUGCUGGUGAUUCUCGUUGUGUUAUAUCUAGAAAGGGUCAGGCUUACAAUCUCUCUAGAGAUCACAAGCCUGAUCUUGAGGCAGAGAAAGAAAGGAUUUUAAAAGCUGGUGGUUUUAUACAUGCAGGACGUGUCAAUGGCAGUUUGAAUCUUGCAAGAGCUAUUGGUGACACGGAAUUCAAGCAGAAUAAAUUUUUGCCAGCUGAAAAGCAAAUUGUUACUGCAAAUCCAGAUAUAAACACCGUUGAGCUUUGUGAUGAUGAUGACUUUAUUGUGCUGGCAUGUGAUGGAAUCUGGGAUUGCAUGUCAAGUCAGAUGCUAGUAGAUUUUAUUCAUGAACAACUACAAUCAGAAAGCAAUCUUUCUGUUGUUUGUGAGAGAGUACUUGACAAGUGCUUAGCACCAUCAACAGCCACUGGUGAGGGUUGCGACAAUAUGACCAUGAUCUUGGUGCAGUUCAAGAAACCAAUCAAAUCUGCCUCAUCUGCAGAGGAGCAAUCCUCCCAUUCCAAAUCAGUCGACACAGAAUCAAAGCCGGAGGGAAGUCAAGAAAAUUAGGUGCAACUGUUGGUGGAGUUAUCAAAUCCUCUGGCUGAAGAAGAUUUGAGGACUCUUUGUUUUAUCAAACAUUGGGAGAUGCAUUUAUAGAUGGCUUACAGCAGGAACGAAUUGAUGACAUAUUAAGAAAAAUUAUAUAUGCUUUUUGUUUCCUUUUCUUAAUCAUUUAAUGGGAUGGUUUUACUUUUUAUGUCUGAUAAUACCACAAUAUGACAAUUUUAUAAUAUCAUGUACAGUUGAUGACUAUCAAAUGUUUUUGGGUUAACUGGUGCCAUCUCAA